AAGGUUAAAAAAAACAAACAUAAGAGAGUGAGUGGGUCCCGCGACAGACAAGACUCUCUUCCUUCCAUUCUCAACACCAACUGUCUCUUCAUCCAUCGAUGUCUAUAACACCAUCACCCUUUCCCGCUUUCCACGAACCUUCUUUCUCUUCUUCUUCCUUUCUCUCUCUCUCUCACACACAGUUACAAUCUUUUCUUUCCAAUCCUCAAUCACAAUCAAUCUCAUGUUCACUGCAACUACUUUCAACGCUCUUCACUUCCUUACUCUCCUUUCGGAGUAGGCGGUAAGAUUUUGAGGUGUAUGAAGGAGCUAUUCACUGUCCUGUGACACUUGCGCGCCACUUAUUUGUCGAAUUCUACCUUGUUCUUGAACUGGGCUACAGUGAUGAAUUUUCAGCAAGACAAAUUUGUUAGAUUUCGUGAUUGGAAUUCAGAGAAGGAUUCUGAGAGCAGCUCUCCUGCAAUUCAUGUAGAACGCCCAGGGGGAGUCAAGAAUACACUAAAUUCAGUUUCUGAGAAGUUUCAAAGGGGUUUGGAAUCCAGUUCAGAGGGGAUGAAGAGAUUUAGAAAAUCAUUCAAAUCUCUUCCCUAUAACAGAGUUCUCUCUGGAAGUUUUAGUUCUGGAAAGAAAAUUCUUGAUCCCCAGGGUCCUUUCCUUCAAAAGUGGAAUAAGAUAUUUGUAUUAUCAUGUCUUAUUGCUGUGUCACUUGAUCCUUUGUUCUUCUAUGUUCCGGUGAUCGAUGAUAACAAUAAAUGUCUUUCUCUGGACAGAAAAAUGGAAAUUACAGCAACUGUUUUAAGAUCUUUCUCUGAUAUUUUUUAUAUAAUCCAUAUAAUUUUCCAAUUUCGUACCGGAUUCAUUGCUCCCUCUUCUCGAGUAUUUGGAAGAGGUGUUUUGGUUGAAGAUACUUGGGUAAUAGCAAUGCGGUAUCUAUCAUCAUACUUCUUAAUUGACAUUCUUGCCGUUCUUCCCCUCCCGCAGGUGGCAAUUCUAAUUAUCAUUCCCAAGUUGAGGGGCUCUGAAUCACUGAAUACAAAGACCUUGCUGAAAUUUAUUGUCUUCUUCCAGUACAUCCCACGAUUUUUGCGAUUAAUUCCAUUAUAUAAAGAAGUUACUAGGACCUCUGGCAUCCUCACUGAAACAGCUUGGGCUGGAGCUGCAUUCAAUCUCUUUCUGUACAUGCUAGCAAGUCAUGUUAUUGGUGCCUUUUGGUACUUGUUUUCUAUAGAAAGAGAAACCACAUGCUGGCAAGAUGCGUGUCGAGGAAAUAGCACAUGUAACACAGAAGCUAUGUAUUGUGAUAAUCAUCAAGUUUUGGGCUCUAUUUCAGUAUUCCUGAAUGCUUCUUGCCCAAUACUGGACCAAAAUACAACACUCUUUAAUUUUGGAAUAUUUCUUGAUGCCCUUCAAUCUGGAGUUGUGGAGUCAAGAGAUUUCCCACAGAAGUUCUUUUAUUGUUUUUGGUGGGGCCUACGAAAUUUGAGUUCUCUUGGUCAGAACCUUGCAACAAGUACCUAUGUUUGGGAAAUCUGCUUUGCAAUUUUCAUUUCAAUUGCUGGUUUGGUAUUAUUUGCAUUCCUCAUUGGAAAUAUGCAGACAUAUUUGCAGUCAACGACUACCAGAUUGGAGGAAAUGAGAGUAAAAAGGAGAGAUGCUGAGCAGUGGAUGUCUCAUCGAUUACUCCCUGACAGCCUGAGAGAAAGAAUCAGACGACAUGAGCAGUACAAAUGGCAAGAAACCAGAGGUGUUGAUGAAGACAACUUGAUCCGAGAUCUUCCAAAGGAUUUGAGAAGGGAUAUUAAGCGUCAUCUUUGCUUGGCUUUGCUGAUGAGGGUGCCAAUGUUUGAGAAAAUGGAUGAGCAACUUCUGGAUGCAAUGUGUGACAAACUCCAGCCAGUGCUAUACACAGAAGAAAGCUGCAUUGUCCGGGAAGGAGAUCCUGUUGAUGAGAUGCUCUUCAUAAUGCGCGGCAAGCUAUUGACUGUAACCACUAAUGGUGGAAGAACAGGCUUCUUUAACUCUGAAUACCUCAAAGCUGGUGACUUUUGUGGAGAGGAACUUCUCACAUGGGCUUUAGAUCCUCACUCCUCAUCCAACCUUCCUAUAUCAACUAGGACUGUCCAAACUCUUUCAGAAGUGGAAGCAUUUGCUCUAAAAGCGGAUGACUUGAAGUUUGUUGCUUCACAGUUCCGGCGCCUUCAUAGUAAGCAGCUUCGUCACACUUUCAGGUUUUAUUCACAACAAUGGCGUACAUGGGCUGCAUGUUUCAUACAAGCAGCGUGGAGGCGUUAUAGUAAAAAGAAGCUGGAAGAGUCUCUGAGGGAAGAAGAGAAUCGUUUGCAAGAUGCAUUAGCCAAAGCAGGUGGUAGCUCACCUAGUCUAGGUGCCACAAUAUAUGCUUCAAGGUUUGCAGCUAAUGCACUCAGACUUUUACGUAGAAAUAGCACAAGAAAGACCAGGCUGCCCGAAAGAAUAUCACCCAUGCUGCUGCAGAAGCCUGCUGAGCCUGAUUUUACUUCCGAAGAACAAUAGUUGUCGACGAAUAAUAGGUUGCGGAUGCCUGGUUCUGCAAGACAAGAAAAAAGGAUGAAAGUGAAGGAAAUAUUAACAUGAAAAUGACCUUUUUGAUAGAGGGCCAAAAUGGCAUUUCGUUUAUUUGUUUUAUUUUGUAAGUUAGUGUAACAUGUAAUGUCUAUAAAAUAUAAACUAUGAAGUUGUAUAUAUAUAUAUACAUCAUACAUAUAAAUAUACGAUUGUUGCAGAAGUCUUUUCAUUCGUGAAUGAAGCACAAAAUGAACUAUUUUUUCA
Molecule: messenger RNA, 2808 nt
Organism: Vigna angularis (adzuki bean)
Lineage: Eukaryota; Viridiplantae; Streptophyta; Magnoliopsida; Fabales; Fabaceae
Product: cyclic nucleotide-gated ion channel 1
Exons: 8
Coding region: 385-2532 (715 amino acids)
Biological process (GO): monoatomic ion transport; transmembrane transport
Cellular component (GO): membrane
Molecular function (GO): monoatomic ion channel activity
Source: RefSeq, a predicted model, not a curated record